UCGAGUCUUCUAGUUCUCUUCUCUUCCUUCUUAGAACUUCGGUCUGAGAACUUCAUCUUCCCAUCACCUUCUUCAUCAUCUGAAGUGAUAUACCUUCACUCGAGUCUCACCAUAACCUUCUUCUUGUAGUAGCGGAGAUGGAAUGCCAUGAUAACUGAUAAGCCUUCAGUUAUAGCCUUAUAGGAGCAUGAGAUCCCUGCAUACGUCACCUCACCAUUAGUCGAACCUAGAAGCUGGAGUUUGAUUAUAAAGACUUGCUGUUUGACAAUGCUAGGAUCUAGUUCAACACCUACUGUCUCUGUUUCUUCUAAUAAGCGUCCACCUCGACCUCGACCUGCACCUAAUGCAAGUUCAGUUGGAGGUGCAAGUGCUGCUAAAGAUGCUAGUACUACUGGAGAUGCUAGUGGAGCUGGAGAUGCUAGUGCAGAUGGAGAUGCAACUGAAGCCGACAUAGAAGUGACAGAAACAAAGGGAAAGAAACGUACAUCUAAUAUGUGGAACCACUUUGAUAUGGAACCCCAGCCUUCAAAAUAUGCAAGAUGUCACCACUGGAAGACAAAAAUUGCAGCUCAGGGUGUCAAGUAUGGGACAGGUGGUAUGAAAACGCAUUUUGAGCAGAAUCUAUUGCAUGUCAGAAUUUUGUUGGGUUAUCUGCUAGUAUCUAUUGCAUGUCAGAAUCUGAUGGAACUUUGCAUUUGUUCAGUUUGAGGCACGGGAAGAAGCAGCUAAAGUUCUUCAGUGCAUUCACAUUGAGCCAACAACUGCACCAGUUGAUCCCAUCAUGCCUGCAGGCUGCAGCUGGUGUCUGGGAAUGAGGGGAGCAUUAAUAUCUUAUAUUUUUGUCGCCUUUUAUUCUCUUUUGAGCUAGUUUUGUUUCAAUUAGUAUGUAGUUAAAACUUAAAAGAUGUUUGGGGUUUUUCUUAGCUCGAUACUGCGAACCUCUGUUCUCAUUUUAGUUGCAUAUGUUGUCAGCAAACUGGGAUUCUGGGAAUGUAACUGAUCAGGUUUAAGUUUUUAA
This is a messenger RNA of Papaver somniferum (opium poppy), 1018 nucleotides long. RefSeq lists its product as uncharacterized. Bases 268 to 708 code for a protein of 146 amino acids. The transcript has 2 exons. The record is from RefSeq and is a predicted model, not a curated record. NCBI's taxonomy places the organism in Eukaryota, Viridiplantae, Streptophyta, Magnoliopsida, Ranunculales, Papaveraceae.